Messenger RNA from Triticum turgidum subsp. durum (durum wheat), 306 nucleotides. The record is from the annotation of a GenBank genome assembly. NCBI's taxonomy places the organism in Eukaryota, Viridiplantae, Streptophyta, Magnoliopsida, Poales, Poaceae.
AUGGAGGAUGGAAGGGGGGACAACUUCCUGUUGGUGCGCCGGCUAUGCUCGUGGGUGUUCAUGGAGGAUGGAAGGUGGGACAGCAUUCUGUGGAUGCAGCAGGCAGUGCAGAUGUACCAUAUUCUGAAUUUUGAAUCUUGUCUCCUGAACUACUCCUCGCCGCCACCACUUCUACUACCGGUGGUAACCCUCGUCGCCACACCUGGAACCGGUUGUCCGUCAAUAGAAGGCGGUCUGUGUCCAUGCUCCGCUGAUCACCCAGUCACACCCUCUGUACGUGGAGAAUGCCUUUAUUCUUCUGUUUGA